Messenger RNA from Chrysoperla carnea, 1581 nucleotides. RefSeq names its product zinc finger protein 501-like. The transcript has a single exon. NCBI's taxonomy places the organism in Eukaryota, Metazoa, Arthropoda, Insecta, Neuroptera, Chrysopidae. Gene Ontology annotation, biological process: regulation of transcription by RNA polymerase II. The record is from RefSeq and is a predicted model, not a curated record. Gene Ontology annotation, molecular function: RNA polymerase II cis-regulatory region sequence-specific DNA binding; DNA-binding transcription factor activity. The coding region runs from base 5 to 1507 and encodes 500 amino acids.
UAAUAUGAACUUUGUAAAAAACUUAAAUAUAAUGAGAAGUGUGGAAAUAUUAAAAGAAAAUAUUAAAAUGGAACCUGAAGAAAGUGAUACCGCAGAACCCAUACAAUUUAAUGAAGAAAUAAAGCUGAAUGAAAUACUAAUUAAAGAAGAAAUAUUCGAAGAAAAUGAUGAACUAAUUAAUUUAAAUAAACUUUCAUGCGAUUUUUGUGGUCAAACAUUUAACACCAAGAGUAACUUAAAUCGACAUCAGCAAAUUCACACAAACAAAAAAUCAUUUACAUGCGAAAUUUGUGAAAAAAAAUUCCAUCGGAAAAUUAAUUUAGCACAACAUAUAAAGCAAGUUCACACGACAGAGCGACCUUAUUCCUGUGAUAUUUGUGACAAAACAUUUAAGUUACACAGUUAUUUAACAACACAUAAACGAUUACAUACCGGUGAAAAACUAUUUUCAUGUGAUUUCUGUGAUCAAAAAUUUAAUCGACGUGGCAUUUUAAUUGUUCAUAAACGAAUUCACACUGGAGAAAAACCAUACGCGUGUGAUACAUGUGAUAAAAAAUUUACACAACCAACCGAUUUAAAUAAUCAUAAACGUGUUCACACCGGUGAAAAACCAUUUUCAUGUGAUUUUUGUGAUAAACAAUUUUCACGUCAAGAUAGUUUAGUGUUACAUAAACGAAUACAUUCCGGUGAAAAACCAUGUGCUUGUGAUUUAUGUGAUGCACGAUUUAAUCGACAAGAUAGUUUACGACGGCAUCGAAGAAUUCAUACCGGGGAAAAACCAUAUUCAUGUCAGGUUUGUGAGAAAAAAUUUACCCAGCAAGCGUUAUUAAUUAAACAUGAACGUGUUCAUACCGGUGAAAAACCAUUUGUUUGUGAUUUUUGUGAGAAAAGAUUUUCACGUAGUGACACUUUAGACAGACAUAAACGUACACAUUCCGGUGAAAAACCAUUUGCAUGUGAUUUUUGUGCGAAAGCAUUUAAACAAUUCGAUCUUUUGAUACAACAUAAACGUAUUCACACGGGGGAAAAACCAUUUUCGUGUAAAGUUUGUGAGAAAACUUUCACGCAAUCAAGUAGUUUAUCAGUGCAUAAACGAACUCAUACCGGGGAAAAACCAUAUACGUGUGAUGUUUGUGAUAAAACGUUUGCUCAGUUGGGUACUUUAAGUGCCCAUAAAUUGAUUCAUAGCGGGGAAAAACCAUUUUCAUGUGAAAUUUGUAAUAAAACAUUUAGUUUACAAGGUAAUUUAACUGUACAUAAACGAAUUCACGCAGAAAAUAAUCGAAGAUUAGAAAAUGAUAUUAAAAUAGAACCGGAUGAAGAUGAAACGGAUGCAAUGAAACGUAUUUUUGUGGAAAAAGAAUUUGAUAUCGAACAAGUUAUAAUUAAACAAGAAAAUGAUACAAUGGAGCAAGUGUUGAUUAAAGAAGAAAUAUUGGACGACAGUGAUAUGGAUUAUGAAUUUAGGACAUUUCCACAUAAUUCUGUUUUCUUAGGAUCAUCUUGAAAAUGUGAAAUGCUUGUCCGACUGUUCGAAACGUUUUGAGCGGCAAUAAAUAUGAUUGGCUAAUUUGAAUUGUG